Molecule: messenger RNA, 2059 nt
Organism: Epinephelus lanceolatus (giant grouper)
Lineage: Eukaryota; Metazoa; Chordata; Actinopteri; Perciformes; Serranidae
Gene: c1ql4a
Product: complement component 1, q subcomponent-like 4
Molecular function (GO): protein binding
Source: RefSeq, a predicted model, not a curated record
CCAGUGAUUUCCUCCCACUCCUCUCCACAUCCUUUUUCACCUUUUCAUACCAUACUGGUUCAGUGAGAGGCUUCAUCCUGGCCGGCACGAUUCCAGCCAAGGGGGAAGAGGACUUCCUGACGCUGGCCGCUUCACGGCUCAGCCGCAGGAAACGUGUCAUUGGAGCUGCUGUAGGUGUGGCCAUGGUUCUAAUACUGUUGGUGGCCAUUCCCCUGCUGGUCCACACAACCAAAGGGGGGAACACCGGAAAUGCAGGGAGCCAUUAUGAAAUGCUUGGAAGCUGCAGGAUGGUAUGUGACCCCUACGCUACGUCUCAGCCUGGCCAGGAGCUGACAGCUGUGUCUCCUCCGCCCCAGGAUUACUCUGGGAAGAAGCUAAAGUCUGGGCUGCGUGGGCCUCCAGGGAUUCCUGGCCCUCAAGGAGCACGUGGACCCCCUGGAGAGCCUGGUAAACCUGGGCCACAGGGGCCUCCAGGUCCAGGUCCUGGUGGCUAUUCUCCCUCACUCUACACUCCCAAAAUCGCCUUUUAUGCAGGGCUACGCAAACAGCACGAGGGGAGCGAAAUACUGAAGUUUGAUGAUGUGGUGACCAAUGUAGGUAACUACUAUGAGCCCAGCACCGGCAAGUUCACCUGUCCUCUGCCUGGCAUCUACUUCUUCACCUACCAUGUUCUAAUGAGAGGUGGUGAUGGGACCAGCAUGUGGGCAGACCUGAAGAAGAACGGACUGGUAAGAGCCAGCGCCAUCGCUCAGGACGCUGAUCAGAAUUACGACUACGCCUCCAACAGUGUGAUCCUGCAUUUGGACGUGGGUGAUGAGGUGUGUGUGCAGCUGGACGGAGGGAAGGUCCACGGAGGGAACACAAACAAGUACAGCACCUUCUCCGGCUUCCUCAUCUACCCAGACUGAAUCUAAUCCUCAACCACGGAGAGUGGACACCAACACACACACACACACACACACACACAUAGACAUAUCCACACGACAUGUACGUAUGCAAAUUAAUGCACACACACAGACAUGCACACGCACGAUGCCUGCAUGUACACACAAAAACACACACACACAAAUGCAAGCAAACACAUACAGACAUCCUGAGAUUACAACAGACUACAGAAGCGUGGAUGGAGUGAAAAUCAGAGAUAAGUGGAAUUAAGCCGAGCUGUGUGAUUUUGAGCCAAUCAUCACGAGCACCUGCAACUAUUGUCGCCUUUUGUGCAAAUAUGAAUAUCAGAAGAUGUACAGUAUAGGUGCACAUAACAAUUGCACGUUGUGGCUCUGAAAUAUCUAAAAUACUUUAAUGUUUUCCAUAUUAACUGACAUUGUGACGACUAGAAUAUAACAAACACCAUCAGUCUAAUUGUGUUUUAAUGCAAUAAUGGUGUUGAGGGUGCCAUUAAACAAGAUGACUAAGCCGAGGCAAACACACAACUGCUGUACUCCAGUCUUUACCUUACACAUUUCUGCUCUCCAUCCCAGUGACCUCUGAUCGAAAUGGCCUGCCUACAUUUUGCAACCCAUCACUGUAACAGAUAUUUCUCCCUAAAGUAAAUUACACCAGAUGAAAUUAAACCCCUGUUGUGAUUCCCCAUGCAUCGGGGCCGUACUGAUUAAAACAAGGCCAUCUGAAUAAACACAGAUGUUUGACCUUUCUUUCCUGUUUCCAUCAUGACGCAGGACAUCACAUAGCGAGAUUAAACAAAACAUGUUACAGGGCAACACAUUUUAUGGAUGGCACUUGUGUGUGAUGAAGUUUAAAUUGCCAAGUGCAUUAUUGACAAUAUUGUGUGUGUGCGUGUGUGUGUGAGUGAGUGUGUGGGUGUGAGUGGAUCUAUAGAUACUGUAAUAUAAUGAGGCAGUGAAAGUAACAGCUGCAGUGUUUUACUUACAUUAAAUGUUGUACAAUACAUUACAGGCACGUUACUGUAAUUACACUGCCAUACCUACUUAGUACUUUAUUUUUGAGAGACCCUGUUAAAGUAUCAUCAUAUGUAUAAACAGUACUCCUGAGAUGGGCUAUCUGGUAUGUUGAAUAUAGGCUGAGUGGAAAGUUGCUAUUA